UCAGGGGGUACCGCGCGAUGACGUAUCGGCCGCGCGCCGGGCCUCUUGCGCGCCUUUUUUUUUUUGGUGCCCGUCCCGGGGUGAUGACGUGGCGGCGCGGACGCGGGCGCCAUGAAGAGGCGACGCUCGAAGAGCAGACCAACGCCACACAGGCAACAGAAGAGCAAGAGAACGCUGGGAAACAAAAAGCCCAAGCAGUUGGAGGAGUUUGAAGCCAGCGUUCUAGAGUCAAACAGUAACUACGAUGAGCCCUGCAGUGACUCUUCUUCCACCUCUUCCAAGGGGCAAGUGAACGGGGACUCGGAGCCAGGGGACAAGGAGCCUGUUCGCAGAUCCACUUGCUGGGUGGAAAUGAGAAGGAUAAAAAUAGCUGGUAACAAGUCCUCUGAGAAGAAAGCUGGAGAAACCCUUUCUAAAGAGAAGAGAAAACCAGAGCCUGGAGAAACCCCCUCUAAAGAGAAGAGGAAACUGGAGCACGAGGAGGAUGAGGACUCUGAAGAAGCUCCCAGGAAGAAGCAGAAAGUUCCUGCCAGGAAGAAGCAUCGAGCUCGGGCACAGCAGACUCCAAAAGCGAAAGGGCGCUAUGUACAGAAAGAUCCCCCGAGCUACGAGGCAGCAGGAAGCAGGGAGGACCAGUGGCACCUGGAGAUCCUCGAUAAGGGCCGCAUCACCUGCCCAACCUGCAAAGUCGUGGUGAGGAAGACUGUGGAGGGGCUGAAGAAGCACAUGACAAAUUGCAGCCAGGAAAUGUUCUCGUGUGAUCACUGUGAGAAGCAGCUCAAGUCGGCGGCAGGAAUGAAAUACCACGUCAUGGCGGAUCACAACAACCUGCCAGCUGCGAAGGAGGGGAGUGAGUCAGAUGAGCAGCACGAGCGAGACCAGCUGCGGAAGGUGCUGAAGCGCAUGGGCAAGCUCAAGUGCACGAGGGAGGGCUGCACGGGCAGCUUCACCAGCAUCAUGGGCUACCUGUACCACAUCCAGAAGUGCGGGAAGGCUGCUGCUGAGCUGGAGAAGAUGACCCUGAAGUGCCAUCACUGCAGCAAGGCCUACAAGUCCAAGGCAGGGCUUGCCUACCACCUCCGAUCUGAGCAUGGGACGGAAGAGCAGACAAGGAGGUCACAGCUCCAGUGCGAGGAGGAGAGACCAGAGAGGCUGAAGGAAAUGAAUCUGGAGUCCAGCAAGGCCCGCAGGGUCCAGAGGAAGUCAGCCAAGAUGGCCAUCUACUACCUGCAUGAGCUGGCCAGCACAGAGCUGGCCAAGGAGUGGCCCAAGAGGAAGGUGCGGGAGGACCUGAUCCCCGACGAUCGGAAGCUGAAGUACACCCGCCCGGGACUGCCUACCUUCAGUCAGGACAUGCUGGGCAAGUGGAAGUCGGACAUCAAGGUGCACAGAAGGGUCCAUUGUCCCAAUAAGGGCUGCGAGUCGGUGUAUGGCACCGUUGCGGGGCUCAAGGUUCACCUCACCACCUGCACCCUGGGAGACUUUGUGGCUGGGAAAUACAAGUGUCUCUUGUGCGACAAGGAGUUCAUCUCGGAGAGCGGGGUCAAGUACCACAUCAAUGUCCAGCACAGUGAGGACUGGUUUGACAUGGACAUGAAGACCACCAAAAGCUUUGAGAAGCUGAUGAAAACCCAGCGGGGAGGGGAGGAGCCGCGGAAGAAGCGUCUGUCGGCCCGGGGCCGGAAGAAGAGGCACGGACCCACAUCUGCCAAGAAGCCGCCCGGUGCUAGGGCCGAGACACCACCAGAGGCCGACACACCUCCCGGUGCUGGGGCCGAGAAGCUGCCCGGGGCCAAGAAGCCGCACGGCACCAAGAAGCCACCUAGGGCCGAGAAGCCGCCCAGCGCUGGGGCUGAGAAGCCGCCCAGCACUGAGAAGUCGCCCAGCACCAGGGCUGAGAGGGGCCUGCGGAGGAGCCUGAGGGGCCACCCCCCAAGCACUGAGGAGAGCAAGAGCAUCAAGGAGGAGGAGAAGCCCCUGCCUACCCCCCGAGCAGCCACCCCUCGAGCAGCUAUGCCCAAAGCCGCCCACCGCCGGGGCAGGAAGUAGAGCACAGAGGGCAGGUGCAUAAAGCUUCCCUGCUGCUGCAGUGCCCUGGCCAGCGCACCGGCCGUGUACCUAGUGUAGCAUGGGCCUGGGGCCCGUCAUGCUUGUUUAGUGCUUUUCAACAUUGCUGUGCUCUGUCUUGUCAUUGUCAUCCUCGGGUCGGUGAGGGCAGAGCUGCCGCCCCUCAAGCCACGUGGGCAGGGCGCUGGAGGAGCCUCUGGGGCUGUGCAGAAGCUCUGGUGCAUGUGGCUGCCCUCAUGGCUGCUGCCACGCUUGGGCCUCCUGCUCCCGCACCCACAUCUCCUCGAGCCCAGCUUGCCAGAGAGCAGCAGAGCAUCCCUGCCUCGUGCAGGCGCCGCAGGCUGAGAGCAGGUGGCUGUCAGGGAGCAGUCGUGCUUGACCUGGGAGAGGCUUACUUUGGUCCUGGCAGCAGCAGAGCAGCCAGAGCCCAGUGCUCCUGUGUGUCCGUCCUGCUGGGCAGCUGCAGGCUCAUCGCCAGUGCCCUCUGCCCUGGGUGGCUAGUAGGAGCCAUGUGUGUGUGGGCAAGGCCCCUGGGGGUGGCAGGGCACAGCCGAGGGGCCCUGCCCUCAUCUGACUGCACCCUGAGCCCUGCUGGGUGCCCCUGGGUUAACACCAGCAGGGUCUGGGUUUCCCCACCCAGAUGAAAUGGGUGUUGGGUGCACAGCAGCAGGGGCAGGAUCAGAGCCCGGUGAGUUAGUGCCCCCAGGGGGAGCCUGCAGGGGCUGUGUGUGGUUGCAGGUGCUGGGGGCCCUUGUGAAUCUGGCUGAACUCACCUCCCACCGCGUCUGGUGGUCAUGAGCCCCACAAUUCAAUGCCACCCUGGGGGACAAGAACAGCCUUGCCUUAGCUUUCAACUAACAUUCCCCUGAAUCCCAUCUAAUGGGUGGACACUUCCCCCAGUCUGUUCAGGUCACUGGUUCCCAGCCCUGCCUGCCAGAGUCUUCAAUGCCAGUGCCACCCAUGCAUUGCACUUGUGCCUAUCAUCCAGAUCAUUAGUGGAGAUAUUAAACAGGCCUGGGGCCAGGACAGAGCCCUGGGGAACCACACCUGGACAUGGCCAUUGCACACUACCCACUGGGCACCAUGGUUCACGUAGCUG
Molecule: messenger RNA, 3166 nt
Organism: Alligator sinensis (Chinese alligator)
Lineage: Eukaryota; Metazoa; Chordata; Crocodylia; Alligatoridae
Gene: ZNF512
Product: zinc finger protein 512
Exons: 14
Coding region: 112-2049 (645 amino acids)
Molecular function (GO): zinc ion binding
Source: RefSeq, a predicted model, not a curated record